Messenger RNA from Arachis stenosperma, 3086 nucleotides. Its product is annotated as beta-galactosidase-like. The record is from RefSeq and is a predicted model, not a curated record. The transcript is spliced from 19 exons. Gene Ontology annotation, cellular component: cell wall; vacuole. NCBI's taxonomy places the organism in Eukaryota, Viridiplantae, Streptophyta, Magnoliopsida, Fabales, Fabaceae. Bases 69 to 2582 code for a protein of 837 amino acids. Gene Ontology annotation, molecular function: carbohydrate binding; beta-galactosidase activity. Gene Ontology annotation, biological process: carbohydrate metabolic process.
AAAAUGGAAAAAGAAACAGCUUUUCAAGUUUUGUUUUUAGUUUGAAUGUGUUGAUAGGAGAAGAGAAAAUGGAGAGUUUGGUGAUGAGUGGGAAGAAGCUUUGUGUGAUGGUGUUAUGUUUGUACUGGGUUCAUGCAGUGACAGCUUCUGUUACAUAUGAUCACAAAGCAAUUGUUGUUAAUGGGCAGAGAAAGAUUCUGUUUUCUGGUUCUAUACACUACCCCAGAAGCACACCUCAGAUGUGGCCAGAGCUUAUUCAAAAAGCUAAAGAGGGAGGGGUGGAUGUUAUUCAAACCUAUGUGUUUUGGAAUGGUCAUGAACCUUCUCCAGGAAAAUAUUAUUUCGAGGAUAGGUACGACUUAGUUAAGUUCAUCAAGGUAGUGCAGCAAGCUGGACUUUAUGUUAAUCUCCGAAUUGGUCCCUAUGUAUGUUCUGAAUGGAACUUUGGGGGUUUUCCUGUUUGGCUAAAGUUUGUUCCAGGCAUUGCUUUCAGAACAGAUAAUGAGCCUUUCAAGGCAGCAAUGCAGAAGUUCACUGAGAAGAUUGUGAGUAUGAUGAAGGCUGAGAAUCUGUUUGAGACACAGGGGGGUCCAAUAAUUCUGUCACAGAUAGAGAAUGAGCUUGGACCAGUGGAAUGGGAAAUUGGUGAUCCUGCAAAAGCUUAUGCAAAAUGGGCAGCUAAAAUGGCUGUAGGUCUAGACACUGGUGUCCCUUGGAUUAUGUGCAAGCAAGAAGAUGCUCCUGACCCUGUUAUUGACACAUGCAAUGGAUAUUACUGUGAAAACUUCACUCCCAACAAGAACUACAAACCAAAAAUGUGGACAGAAAACUGGACAGGCUGGUGCACUUAUUUUGGUGGUGGAGUUAAUAUUAGACCAGCAGAAGACUUGGCAUUCUCAGUUGCUAGGUUCAUACAAAAUGGUGGUUCAUUUGUUAACUAUUAUAUGUAUCAUGGAGGAACUAACUUCGAGCGAACAUCUGGUGGCCCCUUCAUUACCACUAGCUAUGACUAUGAUGCUCCAAUUGAUGAAUAUGGACUUUUAAAUGAACCAAAAUGGGGACAUUUGAGAGAUUUGCACAAAGCAAUAAAGCUGUGUGAACCAGCUUUGAUAUCUGUAGAUCCAAAGGUGACAUCACUUGGAAAUAACCUCGAGGCACAUGUGUUCAAGACAGAUUCUGGUGCUUGUGCUGCAUUCCUUGCAAACUAUGACACCAAAUCUUCUGCAAAAGUUUCAUUUGGAAAUGAGCAAUAUGAACUACCACGUUGGUCCAUAAGCAUUCUUCCUGACUGCAAAACUGAAGUUUUCAACACUGCAAGGAUUGGUGCUCAAAGCUCCCAGAAGAAGAUGACUGUUGUAAAGAAUGCAUUUGAUUGGGAGUCAUACAUUGAAGAACCUGCGUCGUCCAGCGAAGAGGAUUCCAUCACAGCGAAUGCGCUUUGGGAGCAGAUCAACAUCACUAGAGAUUCUACAGAUUAUUUGUGGUACUUGACAGAUGUCAAUAUUGAUCCUAAUGAAGGUUUUAUUAAGAUUGGAAAAUGGCCUCUUCUUACAGUAAUGUCAGCAGGCCAUGCCUUACUAGUUUUCAUUAAUGGCCAACAUUCAGGAACUUCUUACGCCGGAGCCGACUUUCCUAAACUAACAUUUAAUCAAACUGUUAAUCUAAGGGCUGGCAACAACAAGAUUUCUUUACUUAGUAUUGCCGUCGGCCUCCCGCAUGUUGGCAUACACUUUGAGACAUGGAAUGUUGGGGUGUUAGGCCCUGUGACACUUGAGGGUGUAAAUGAAGGGACCAGAGAUUUGUCUCACCAGAAAUGGUCUUACAAGAUUGGUCUCAAGGGUGAAGCCUUAGGCCUUCAAACCGUGAGUGGGAGUGGCUCUGUUGAAUGGGCACAAGGAACCUUAUUGGCUAAGAAACAACCUUUGACAUGGUACAAGACGAAUUUUAACAAACCAGAAGGAAAUGAUCCAUUGGCUCUAGACAUGAUCAGCAUGGGAAAAGGUCAAGUAUGGAUAAAUGGCCGGAGCAUCGGCCGCCAUUGGCCAGGAUACAUAGCACACGGAAUUUGUUGGGAUUGCGACUAUGCCGGAUCUUACACUGACAAGAAAUGCAAAAAAAACUGUGGAGAACCUAGCCAGAGAUGGUACCAUGUUCCGAGGUCAUGGCUGAGUCUGAGUGGGAACUAUAUGGUUGUGUUUGAAGAAUGGGGAGGUGACCCUACUAGGAUUUCUUUGGUGAAAAGAACAACAGAUAGUGUGUGUGCUGAUAUAUAUGAAGAUCAACCAACUCUGAAGAACAGGGAGAAGCUGGAUUCUGGAAAUGUUAUUAGGCCAAAAGCACAUUUGUGGUGUCCUCCAGGAAAAAAGAUGUCACAGAUUAAGUUUGCUAGCUAUGGUUUGCCACAUGGAAGUUGUGGAAACUAUAGACAAGGAGAUUGUCAUGCUCACAAAUCAUAUGAUGCUCCUCAAAAGAACUGCAUUGGCAAACAAUCAUGCAUGGUAACCGUUGCUUCUGAAGUUUUUGGGGGAGACCCAUGUCCAGGAAUUGAUAAGAAGCUCUCAGUUGAGGCCAUAUGCAGAUAGGAACAGUCUCAGGAUCAGCAUUCAAAGUUGAAGCCCAACAAUUAAAUAGCUGAAUUGUAUAAAAAGGAUUCCUCUUUCUGACUCAUUGAGCCCAAACUGUUUCUAGUUUCAUGCUAAGGUCCUUUUGUUCUACACCAAUAAUAAUCAUCCACACCACACAAUCUUUUUUCUGAGAUACACAUUAAAGGGGUUUGGGGAUCUUUAUCUUUUAGACUAUAUCAGCUCUCACAUCAUCUUCUAUCCUCUUUGUGUUUCACAUGUUCCUUAACCUCACUAGGCCAUUGGUGAUGUGAGUAAACGUUUUUUCUUCCUUUCUUUUUUUCCCAAACUUUGAAAAUGUUUACAAAUGACAUACAGAUAGAUACAGUUACUUAUGACAUUUCAGUAUGUAGAUGAAUUGUGAAUUGAUAUACGAUACUUCACUUAAUUAGUGAAUUCAUGUAACUAUGAAAUAAGCCAGAGUUAUUGUACUGUAAAAUUCCAAUUCAAUUCAAAUUGAUUGAU